AUGAGCAUGGUCGUUCCUGUCGCAAACUCUCGCAUGUGUCGCCAGUCGCGUCGUCGUCGUUUUUCGCCGACCUUCUCAGCAACGAGCCUGACUCUCAACUCCCAUCAACCCCAACCAUCCUCCCUUCCCUCCCUCCUCCCCUUUCUCUCCCCUUCCACCCUAUCUCCCGGUUCCCCCUCUCUCCCCUUCCGCCAUCUUUCCCCUUCCCACCUCUCACUUCCCCAGCCGCUGGUGGCAGCAAGCGCGGCGUGCGUGGUGGCGCAGUGCUUAAAGCCUGUUAUAGCGGCCGCAGCAGGGGACGGCUUUAACUGGCGCCUUGUGUUCAAGUCCGGCGGCAUGCCCUCCUCGCACUCCGCUGUUGUGACAGCUCUGGCUACGUCAAUCUACUUCGAGCGCGGAGCAUCGGACGCUCUUUUUGGAGCAGCAGUAGUGUUUGCCACCAUUGUCAUGUACGACGCCCAGGGGGUGCGCGGAGCAGUGGGGAAGCAGGCCCAGGUGAUCAACUCCUUGGUCGUGCCGCAGUUGCAAGCACAUGCCGAAUCCCCCUCAUCCGCGACAAUGCCGCCGCAAGUGAAGCAAGUGAGGCUGUUGCCUGCGCCUCGACUUGUGUUCGCGCAGAUGUUCCUCCAAUCCCCGCCGUGGUCAGCAUCAGUAGCAAGAGGAGUUGUGGGAAGAACGGUACUGCUGGUGAUGCUGGCGGUGUGCGUGAUGACGAGCCCGGUAGUCGCGAAUGCCGAGCCAUACGCAGACACGGGCCCCAUAGACCCGGAGACGGACCCCGCGGUGCUUGCGCGCAUGCUUCCGCUCAACGUGCGCGCGGGCGGGCCGUUCGCGGACUGGAUCACGGGCGAGCGCGAGUGGUUCAACGUGAACUACUACUUCGGCAAGGGCGGCAACGACCUGCUGGACACGCAGCGCAGCAACGACGUGAUCUGGGGCGGCGAGGGCGACGACGGGCUGUACGGCGAGGACGGCAACGACACCAUGAUGGGCGGCCCGGGCAACGACCUGCUGUGCGGGGCCCCAGGGCGGGACAUCAUAUACGGCGAGGAGGGCGACGACACAGUGCUGGGGGACCCGUGUGGCAUAGGGAACAUCUGUGAGGGGCCGCAGGUGGUCUACAACGACUGGAUCCACGGAGGGCCUGGCAAGGACGUGCUGAACGGGCAGAAGGGCGACGACGAGAUCUAUGGGGGCACGGGCGAUGACAGGUUGUUUGGUGGGGAAGAUGACGACUAUCUGAACGGCGAGGAGGGCAACGAUGCUCUGUUUGGCGAGGCGGGCGAUGACUACCUCGUGGGGGGGCCGGGCAAUGACACUCUCUAUGGCGCUGCUGGCACCGACACUCUAUACGGCGGCCCUGGAUAUGAUAUUCUGAGGGGCGGCGGCGGCACCAACAUAUUUGUAGUGGACGCCCAGCCGUGCGGCACCUUUGACCAGAUCCGCUACUUCGUGCCUAAGAAUGGUGACCAGGUUAUUGUGGUGGCGGGAGGGGGAGCCACAGGCAGGGAGCUUCUCAAGAAAGGCAAAGCGGCAGUGACAGUGCAGACGGUGAAGCACGUCACAGGCAUCUACGUGGACGGCUGUGCCAAGCCCAUAGCGGUGUUUACAGGGGUGGACAUUCCCGCUGCUCCCAUCGCCAAGGCUCUCAAGCUGCAGGCCGACCCCCCGCCUCCUCCCUCCUGGGUCGUGGGCUACAUCCCCCCGCCCAUCCCGGGCAAGAACGGCAUGCCGCCCAUCCCCCCAGACAACGUGCUGCAGGGCAGUCCGUUCGGGGACAACCUGUACGGGCUCAACCACUCCAAGGAGAUCGGCAACUUCAUGUUUGGGCUGUCACUAAACGACAAGCUGGUGGGCGGGCCGGGGCCGGACGUGAUACUGGGGGGCAAGCACAACGACACCAUCAUUGGGGGCGCCGGGGAUGACCGGCUGUCGGGCGGGUCGGGAUACGAUUUGAUUCUGGGUGGUGGGGGGCGGGAUGCGCUGUUUGGCGGGCACAACGUGGACAUCCUAUAUGGAGGAGGGUGGGGCAACUGGAUUACUGGAGGGGACUCGGCAGAUAAGAUUUAUGUGGAUGCACCGAGCAGCUGCCAGGCCACGGGGCCCGCCCCUGAUAUCAUCAAUGACUAUGACACGGACAAGAUAUUCAUCGUGGGCUCUCUCACGUCCCUCUCUCAGCUCUCCAUAGCCACCAUCGCCUCUGGCACCACCAUUGCUCUCAAGGGGUGUGCAACGCCAUUCAUCUUCGUGAGAGGGGUCUCCAGCCUACCCACUUCCAACAUCUUCUUCACCACCCCGGAUGGCAUACCUACGAAACCCUAA
Messenger RNA from Closterium sp. Yama58-4, 2322 nucleotides. NCBI's taxonomy places the organism in Eukaryota, Viridiplantae, Streptophyta, Zygnematophyceae, Desmidiales, Closteriaceae. The record is from the annotation of a GenBank genome assembly.